Messenger RNA from Balaenoptera ricei (Rice's whale), 5549 nucleotides. RefSeq names its product ATP binding cassette subfamily B member 4 (gene ABCB4). Gene Ontology annotation, molecular function: ABC-type transporter activity; ATP binding; ATP hydrolysis activity. Bases 1741 to 5499 code for a protein of 1252 amino acids. The record is from RefSeq and is a predicted model, not a curated record. Gene Ontology annotation, biological process: transmembrane transport. The transcript is spliced from 27 exons. Lineage: Eukaryota; Metazoa; Chordata; Mammalia; Artiodactyla; Balaenopteridae. Gene Ontology annotation, cellular component: membrane.
GAAAGGCAGUGCCCCGCCCCAUUUUUGUGGCUCCAACAUACUACACUAUCCAUUAUGGUGUAUCCAUUAUACUCUAUGUUCUGCCCUUACCUUUGUAAAUAGUCACUUCAUUAAAUCCUCCUUGAAUAUCCUAAUUCAAAUGUGCCUUUCCUCUCCUCCUGGGACUUCAACUGAUAAAAGGCAGUUCCAGUUAUUUCAAAAAGAAGCCACCAUUCUUGACAAGGUAAUGAUUGCUUUCUAAAAACCUUCUCAAUUAUGUCUGUGAGUCUAGAUUCCUACUUAAUGUAUGAAACCUCUCACAUAUCCCACCACAUCCUUAUCUGCCUUUUGCCUCAAAUGAAGAUCAUACCUCCUUCCAGGGCUCCACUCUUCACUUUUAUCUAUUUUUUGUAUUAUUUCCCUGCUUUUGGACUUUUAGAAUUAUUUCUCUUAGAUGUAACUUCAUAUGUGAGAUUAGAGAAUACGAAUUUUGUAUUUUCAAUGGGUAUUGUGGGCUGGGAGUGGAGGAAAGAAACACACCUAAAAAAAGUUAAAUGGCCUUGUUACUAUAGAACUCUCAAAGAGUUUGAUGUGCCUGAUGACCUUUGAGAGAGCAGCAUGGUAACCAGCAUUCCUCAAACUUAUUUGACCAUGGAACCCUUGUUAUCUAAGUACCUGCUGGUACUCCUCGGGUCACAGUUUGGAAAACCUUGAUCUUUAAAAUCCAUCCUUCUCUUCCUCCAUAAAUAUUUCUUGAACAAAUGAACAAAUAUUGACACAACUGGUCAGACCUCUAAGAGACGGGGCGUGGAAGACAGGUUCCACAACCCUUCCCUUGUAAUCCUUCGGUGACUGUUGUGUCAGAAUCUUCAAAGGUGUGCGUGGUGGGGUGGGAGGUAGCCAGCACUUCCUGCAAGAUCUAGUUUGAGGUACUGAUUGAUGGUACUGAUUGAUGGAUAUUCAAUUAGAGAUCUUCUCCAAGCCUAGAUUAAUUGCGGAUGCAGUUUCUCCUUUGGGCUUUCUGCCUUGAUUCCUGAACUAGCUGGAGGUGGAAAAGAGGUGGGAAAGAAGGUAGAGUGGAGUGUUUAUCAGGUGCUUGCAAUGUGCCAGGUACUAAAUUUAGUUCAUCCCCUUUCUUAAAGGAGCUCACAGUCUAGUAGGAAGAAAAAGAUGUAAGAAUAAUUAAUGCAGUGUAAUAUAUAAUAUAACAUAACAUAAGGCUAUAAUGAACAAAGAGCUUAUACCCUGGUUUCUUUAGGGGUACCUCGUUAUUCUGUGGCAAGGUCUAUAGUUAACGGCAUUUGACUUUAUGCUUUGUUGCAGAGUAAGUUUAAGGUCAGACUGAGACAAUGUCCACCUACCUGCAUGUCUUACAUAGAAAAACACAGAUUUUUAUAAGUAGCCAUGAUCUACUGGAGGUUACUAAGAAGGUGAUAGAGUGUGGAGAAGGGGAGUGAGUAGAUAAGUUAGAGAAAUCUUUUUAUCUAAUACUUCACAUCCCUUUUUCUAUUGAUGAACAAAUACAAAGAUUGGCUAAUUUGAUUUUAGCAUCUUCUUCCUUUGCCUCGGCACCCUAUUAGAGAAAAUGGAUUUUUAAAAUCUGGUAGCAACUUCCAAGAAGCUGGAGUAGACAUAUUUUUCCCUAUUCCUCCUGCUAAGUACAACCAGAAAUACAGAACGUUACUUGUAAAACAAUCAUAAGAAUACUCCGAAAAGUGAAGAGAAGAAGACAAACCAGCUAAGGACCUUGGAAUCCAAAGAAUGACGUGGUGCAAACAAGAUAAGGAAAAAACGAAGAAAGUAAAUUUGAUUGGACCAUUAACAUUGUUUCGAUAUUCUGAUUGGCAGGAUAAAUUAUUUAUGUCCUUUGGCACUAUCAUGGCCAUAGCUCAUGGGUCAGGUCUCCCCCUCAUGAUGAUAGUAUUUGGAGAAAUGACUGACAGAUUUGUUAAUAUUGGAGGAAACUUCUCCUUUCCAGUGAAUUUUUCCUUGUUAAUGCUAAAUCCAGCCAGAAUUCUGGAAGAAGAAAUGACUAGAUAUGCAUAUUAUUAUUCAGGAUUAGGUGCUGGCGUUCUUGUUGCUGCCUAUAUACAGGUUUCAUUUUGGACUUUGGCAGCUGGCCGACAGAUUAAGAAAAUUAGGCAAGAGUUUUUUCAUGCUAUUCUACGACAGGAAAUAGGCUGGUUUGACAUCAAUGAUACCACUGAACUCAACACUCGGCUAACAGAUGACAUCUCCAAAAUCAGUGAAGGAAUUGGUGACAAGGUUGGAAUGUUCUUUCAAGCAAUAGCCACGUUUUUUGCAGGAUUCAUAGUAGGGUUUCUCAGAGGAUGGAAGCUCACCCUUGUGAUAAUGGCCAUCAGCCCUAUCCUGGGACUCUCUACAGCUGUUUGGGCAAAGAUACUCUCAGCAUUUAGUGACAAAGAACUAGCUGCGUAUGCAAAAGCAGGUGCUGUGGCAGAAGAGGCUCUGGGGGCCAUCAGGACCGUGAUAGCUUUUGGGGGCCAGAACAGAGAGCUGAAAAGGUAUCAGAAACAUCUAGAAAAUGCCAAAAAGGUCGGAAUUAAAAAAGCUAUUUCGGCGAACAUUUCCAUGGGCAUCGCCUUCCUGUUAAUAUACGCGUCCUAUGCGUUGGCCUUCUGGUAUGCAUCCACUCUAGUUAUAGCAAAAGAAUACACUGUUGGAAAUGCAAUGACGGUCUUUUUCUCAAUCAUGAUCGGAGCCUUCAGCAUUGGACAGGCUGCUCCUUGUAUUGAUGCUUUUGCCAAUGCAAGAGGAGCAGCAUAUGCGAUCUUUGCUAUUAUUGAUAAUAAACCUAAAAUUGACAGUUUUUCAGAGAGAGGACACAAACCAGAUAACAUCAAAGGGAAUUUGGAGUUCAAAGAUGUUCAUUUCUGUUAUCCAGCUCGACCUGAUGUCAAGAUCUUAAAGGCCCUCAACUUGAAGGUUGACAGCGGUCAGAUGGUGGCCCUGGUUGGGAACAGUGGCUGUGGGAAAAGCACGGUGGUCCAGCUGAUACAGAGGCUCUAUGACCCCACAGAGGGCAUGAUUACCAUCGAUGGGCAGGAUAUUAGGAUGUUUAACGUAAGGUAUCUGAGGGAAAUAAUUGGAGUGGUGAGUCAGGAGCCGGUGCUAUUUUCUACCACCAUUGCUGAAAAUAUUCGUUAUGGCCGUGGAAAUGUAACAAUGGAUGAAAUAAAGAAAGCUGUCAAGGAAGCCAACGCCUAUGAGUUUAUCAUGAAACUACCACAGAAAUUUGACACCCUGGUUGGAGAGAGAGGGGCCCAGCUGAGUGGUGGACAGAAGCAGAGAAUCGCCAUCGCUCGGGCUCUGGUUCGCAACCCCAAGAUCCUGCUGCUGGAUGAGGCCACCUCAGCGCUGGACACUGAGAGUGAAGCUGAGGUACAGGCAGCUUUGGAUAAGGCCAGGGAAGGCCGGACCACCAUAGUGAUAGCACACCGAUUGUCUACAAUCCGAAAUGCAGAUGUCAUUGCUGGGUUUGAGGAUGGAGUCAUUGUGGAGCAAGGAAGCCACAAAGAACUAAUGAAGAAGGAAGGGGUGUACUUCAGGCUUGUUAAGAUGCAGACAUUAGGAAGCCAGAUCCAGUCAGAAGAAUUUAAAGUUGCACUAACUGAUGAAAAACCUGCCAUGGGUUUGGCUCAUCCCAUCGUUAGGAGUUCUUUUCAUAAAAGCCUGAGGAAUUCACGAAAGUAUCAGAAUGCCUUUGAUGUGGAAACCAUUGAACUUGAUGAAACUGUGCCGCCGGUGUCUUUUAUGAAGAUCCUGAAACUGAAUAAAACAGAAUGGCCCUACUUUGUGGUGGGAACUCUGUGUGCUGUUGCCAACGGGGCGCUUCAGCCGGCCUUCUCGGUCAUCUUCUCAGAGAUUAUAGAGAUUUUUGGACCAGGGGACGAUGAAGUGAAGCAGCAGAAAUGCAACAUGUUCUCAUUGCUCUUUUUAGGUCUGGGAAUUAUUUCUUUUUUUACUUUCUUCCUUCAGGGCUUCACAUUUGGGAAGGCUGGCGAGAUCCUCACCACAAGGCUUCGGUCCAUGGCUUUUAAAGCAAUGCUGAGACAGGACAUGAGCUGGUUUGAUGAUCAUAAAAACAGUACUGGUGUGCUUUCUACGAGACUUGCGAUGGAUGCCUCCCAAGUCCAAGGGGCCACUGGGACCAGGUUGGCUUUAAUUGCACAGAACACAGCCAACCUUGGAACUGGUAUUAUCAUAUCAUUUGUCUACGGUUGGCAAUUAACCCUUUUGAUGUUAUCGGUUGUUCCAAUUAUUGCUGUAUCAGGAAUUGUUGAAAUGAAACUGCUGGCUGGAAAUGCCAAAAGAGAUAAAAAAGAACUGGAAACUGUUGGAAAGAUUGCAACAGAGGCAAUAGAAAAUAUUAGGACAGUUGUGUCCUUGACCCAGGAAAGAAAAUUUGAAUCAAUGUAUGUUGAAAACUUGUAUGGAGCUUACAGGAAUUCUGUGCGGAAAGCACACAUCUAUGGAAUUACUUUUAGUAUUUCACAAGCAUUUAUGUAUUUUUCCCAUGCCGGUUGUUUUCGGUUUGGUGCCUAUCUCAUUGUGAAUGGACAUAUGCACUUCAGAGAUGUUAUUAUGGUGUUUUCAGCGAUCGUGUUGGGCGCCGUGGCUCUAGGACACGCGAGUUCCUUUGCUCCAGACUAUGCUAAAGCCAAGCUGUCUGCAGCGCACUUAUUCAAUCUGUUUGAAAGACAACCUUUGAUUGACAGCCACAGUGAGGAAGGCCUGAGGCCUGAUAAGUUUGAAGGAAAUGUGACACUUAAUGAAGUCGUGUUCAACUAUCCCACGCGGCCAAACGUGCCCGUGCUUCAGGGGCUGAGCCUCGAGGUGAAGAAGGGCCAGACGCUGGCCCUGGUGGGCAGCAGCGGCUGUGGGAAAAGCACGGUGGUCCAGCUCCUGGAGCGGUUCUACGACCCCUUGGCUGGAACAGUGCUCCUAGAUGGUCAAGAAGCAAAGAAGCUCAACAUCCAGUGGCUCAGAGCCCAACUCGGCAUUGUGUCCCAGGAGCCCAUCCUGUUUGACUGCAGCAUUGCCGACAACAUUGCCUAUGGAGACAACAGCCGGUCUGUCAAGAUGCCUGAAAUCGUGAGUGCCGCGAAAGCAGCCAAUAUCCAUCCUUUCAUCGAGACCUUACCCAAAAAAUAUGAAACAAGAGUGGGAGAUAAGGGGACUCAGCUUUCAGGAGGUCAAAAACAGAGGAUUGCUAUUGCCCGAGCCCUCAUCCGACACCCCCAAAUCCUACUGUUGGAUGAAGCUACGUCAGCUCUGGAUACUGAAAGUGAAAAGAUUGUCCAAGAAGCUCUGGACAAAGCCCGAGAAGGCCGUACCUGCAUCGUGAUCGCUCACCGCCUGUCCACCAUUCAGAAUGCAGACUUGAUAGUGGUGAUUGAGAACGGCAAAGUCAGGGAGCACGGCACGCACCAGCAGCUGCUAGCACAGAGAGGCAUCUAUUUCUCUAUGGUCAAUGUCCAGGCUGGGACACAGAACUGAUGAACUCUUGUUAUAGUGUAUCUUAAAAAUAAAUACAAAUCAUUCUACAA